AUGAAGGUCGCAUCCCUCCUUUCUCUUUCCCUGUCCCUACUGGCUGCUUCCGCCGAGGCCAUCCCCAAGACCGACUACGAUGUCAUCGUUGUGGGUGGAGGCCCUGCUGGUCUCAGUGCCCUGAGUGGUGUCUCGCGCGUGCGUCGUUCAGCCUUGCUGUUUGAUGACCACCGCUACCGUAACGGCCCCACGCGGAACAUGCACGAUGUCAUUGGCAAUGACGGUACUCCCCCUGACGAGUUCCGUGGCCUUGCCAGAGAGCAGAUCUCCAAGUACCCCUCGGCCCACUUCAAGAACGGCACGGUCAAGUCUAUCACCUCCACCGGUACCGACGAUGUCUCUGCUUUCACCGUGACCGAUGCUACCGGAAAGAACUACACUGCUCGCAAAAUUGUGCUUGGUACUGGUCUACGUGAUGUUCUACCCGAUACUCCUGGCCUUCAGGAGGGCUUCGGUAAGGGUAUCUGGUGGUGCCCGUGGUGCGACGGUUGGGAGCACCGUGAUCAACCUCUGGGUGUCCUGGGUAACCUGUCAGACGUCUUCGGAAGUGUUUUGGAGACCAACACCCUCUUCUCUGAUAUCACCGCGUUUGUGAAUGGAACUCAAAACCCCGAGGGUGAAGCCCAAGCCACCGCCUCGCACGAUGACUGGAAGGAGCAGCUCAAGGCGUGGAACGUCAAGAUUGACAACCGCACCAUCACCUCAAUUGAGCGCAUUCAGGAUGGUGCUGUCCACCAGAACAAGACUCUCGACGCCCAGUAUGAUAAGUUCCUGGUCCACUUCACCGAGGGUGAGCCCGUCGAGCGUGGUGCGUUCAUCACGAACUUCCACACUGCCCAGCGCACCGACCUGGCCUACAAGAUGGGUCUCAACGUCUCCGACGAGAAGAUCGUUGUCGACACUAGCGGCAUGCGUGCCAGUGAGUUCGGCGUGUACGCCAUCGGAGAUGCCAACAGCGACGGUAGCACCAACGUGCCACACGCUAUGUUCUCUGGCAAGAAAGCCGCUGUCUACCUGCACGUGCAGCUGUCGCGUGAGGACUCGGCUUCUAAGAUCUCCAAGCGCGGCGACCUUAGCCACCGCGAGCUGGAGAAGGAGGCCCGCCGUGCCAUUGGCGAUAACCUUGAACCUCAGUGGGUCAAGGUUACUCGCCGCAAUUGA
Messenger RNA from Penicillium waksmanii, 1161 nucleotides. RefSeq names its product NAD(P)/FAD-dependent oxidoreductase. The transcript has 3 exons. Bases 1 to 1161 code for a protein of 386 amino acids. Gene Ontology annotation, molecular function: oxidoreductase activity. NCBI's taxonomy places the organism in Eukaryota, Fungi, Ascomycota, Eurotiomycetes, Eurotiales, Aspergillaceae. The record is from RefSeq and is a predicted model, not a curated record.